Glarea lozoyensis ATCC 20868 is the source of this 336-nucleotide messenger RNA. RefSeq lists its product as uncharacterized. NCBI's taxonomy places the organism in Eukaryota, Fungi, Ascomycota, Leotiomycetes, Helotiales, Helotiaceae. Bases 1 to 336 code for a protein of 111 amino acids. The transcript is spliced from 2 exons. The record is from RefSeq and is a predicted model, not a curated record.
AUGCCAUCCAGAGGAAACCCAAACGUGCCCAACAAACAGCGGCGCAUCGCAAGCAGAUCCAAGACCCAAUCCAAAAAUGCCAGCAGCAAAAUCACCAAGAAUCCGCGAGGAACCGCAAGAAGCACCGUUUUACACCCAACCAGUGGCCCGCUAGCUCCAGUAUCAGGAAAGAAGGCAAGAAAGUUAGAAAAAGCACAGAACAAUGCGAGAAGAAGGGCAAUUGAACGGGCAAUGGAGCAGGAGGGUGAAGUCGAGAUGACUGAUGCGCCAAAAACUACGACAUCGAAGAAAGUAAAGCCAGACGGGGAGAAGAUGGAUGUCGACGAGGUCUCAUAA